UGAGAAGCGUUCAAAAGGAUAAUUUACAAAGCAAAAACAGGACACAGACGUAGGACAAGUGUUUUCAUUUUGUUCGUGAUAUCCUUCGUAUGUGCGGUCGCCCGAAUUGUCCUCGAAAUCGCUGGCGUUUUGACUCGGUGAGCAAUCGGUUAUGAAUGGUCAUUGCGCGAAGACGCCGUGGAAAUAGCGUAGAUAUUUGGGCCAUCCUAAAUUUGCCAAACAUUUUACAUUUAUUUUUGCUUGUUAUGCCAAGCUUUUAAUCAAUUCAUUCUACGCUUGACUUAGUGCUGCCAAAAUUAAAAUUUCAUAAUACAAUUUUACAAAAUUUUACCAAAGAAAGUGUGAUAAAUUAUGUCUAAAGUGUUGGCUCAACAAAAUGCACUGCCUACCCAGCAGUCCGAAAAAUCUGAAAAUAAAAAAACCACACCCACUGUAAAAUCGCUCAAUAACAACAAAAGCGGCAUAAAUGGUAGUACCAGCAUGAGAGGAACAGUCUCCAGCUCCUUGUCUAGUUCGUCGGAGUCACCAUCUACCUCAUCAUCGCCCAUUACUGUUGAUUUCGAUGAUUUCACCAGCAGCUCCAUUCUAGAAUUUCUGGCAAGGGAACAAGAAUGUUGUACUGAAGCAGAUGCCGAAAGCAUUUUUCAGGAAGUUAGUCGUUUGGCAGACAAUUCGGAUACACGUAGCGUUGAUGAAAUUUUGCGUGAAGCUGAGCUACUAAUGCAACAGCAACCGCCUUUAGGAAGUGCUGAUAAAACAGACAAAUCAGGACGAAAUAAAAAGCCUAACGCACAUGGAGUGGACAAAAUACGAGUAGCUCACUCGAAACAGUCAUUAUCUUCAGAGCAAAAACAGAAUCCUUCACCGCUGCAACAAGCUCAACCACUAACUGUGGCAAUACAAAACAUUAAACUAAAUAGUAAAUAUACGAAGAGCAUUGAAAAUAUUUGCCCAGUUCAGAAGCAAACGGCAGUAAGUGCGCCCACUCGACUGACCAACGGCAACUGUAACUAUCAAGACAUAGUGCAGUCACAAAAAAACAGAUCGCCUGCAACGCUGUGCACAAUGUCUACACCCCCAGCUACUACCACACCUCAGACGCCGACACCAACUGCCGCCACACCAAUUGGCAAUCAACGCUUUGAUGUUUUUGUCGAUAAUUUGCCAUCGGUGUCGGUAAUUUCUGAAGAGUCGACACCGAAGGACAUGCAAAAUAUGACAGCAAAUGAAGCCGAUGUGACAACCAUGGCACUGGUAAAUGGAGACGACGAUGAUACAGAUACGAUAGAGGAAAUCACCGAAUGCAUUGAAAACAUUGAAUUAAUGCCAAAUGAUGAAGGGUCGCCAGCAGAGGUCAACAAUAUACAAUCCGUUGAGUCGAAUGCUGCAAAUGAAGUAUCGACGAACAACUUCACCAACGAAGUCGAUAACGAUGACAGUGUUGAUAUUGAUGCUGACGCUGACGCGGAUGGCGAUGGCGAUGGCGAUGGAGACGGUGAUGCCGAUACACUAAGCGCAGAUGGCACAAGUAGUUCCUUUGGCGCUAAUACCGCAGAAAGCGCCACAAAUAGCCGCACUAACAUCACUACCAGCACAACCACCGUUUACACGGGGCAUUUGUCAGUGUCAUCAUCGCCAUCAGCUAUGUCUACGUCGUUUCAUACUGCUCCGCAUAUGAAUGCGAAUCAAAAUGAACAGGCCAGCGGAAACGCGAUGACUCGUCGACCUAGUUGUGACGCACCGUUACAGCAGCAUCAACAGCAGCCGCUUUCAGCACCCCAGCCUCACAACGCCAUCUAUGCAUCUCAAUCGCAUGCCCAGCGCGUUGGAGGCAGUCCGGCGCGUCGCAGCACAUUCAACUUUAGCGCCAUGCAGUAUAACAGCCCAAGCGUGCUGGAACGUCGUAAUUCAGGCGGUUACAGCGCUGCCGCCGCCGCACAACGCUCCUCGAUGACCACGCCAGAUAGCGGCAUCAGCCAAACUCAGUCCUCACAUUCAUGCACGCCUGGCCCUUACAGUCCGCAUCGGACCAUCUCCACUCCAAUACCAGCCAAAACCUAUUGCGACAAGUCAGUGAACUCUUCACCGAAGCGCUUGGUAUCCGCGCUCACUUCGCCGAUAGAGCCUUUUGCGACGAAUGUUGGCCGCGAGCAUGCGCUCAAGCUGGAGAUCGAGCAGUUGCAGGAGAAGUUAAAGGAUACAGAGGAACGCCUGAAAUCGCUGCGCAUACAACACGAUUCGCUGUCACAGCUGCAUCGCGAUUUGCGCGAAAGUAAUACCAAACUACAGGAGGAGUCUGAAAUGCUUAAAUUAGAUGUACAACAUCUGAAUGAAUGUGCCAACAUACUGCGAACCGAAUUGAAAACGGCGCGUGCAGACCGGAAUGAGGCGCUUGAGUUGCAAAAGUCGUUGCAAAGUGAGUUGGAGACGAGCAGGCAGGAGAAGAAGCGCGCGCAAGAGCUGAAGAACAAAGAUGGCAAAACCAUACAAGAUCUGCACCGGCAAUGCCGCGAAAUGGAGCGUAUAUUGAUGCGUAAACAUCCGGACUCGGUGUCGGCACUAAUUGUCGCCUCCAAAAAUCCAGGAAAAUGUGCGAAUAAUGACCAGGAGAAUGUGAACAGUCGAAAACUGUUAGAGCAGCGUAUUGCGCAGCUGGAGUCGGACGCCAAGGAGCAAGAUUUAAAAGCACAACAAAUACUCGCUAACGUACAGGCGCGUUUCAACUCGGUGCAGUCCAAAUACGAAACUCACAUAGCGGAUUUAGAGACGCAGGUGUUAAGCCUCCAGGAAAUCAACACGAAACUAAAUGAGAAGAUAGAAUCGCAAGUGCGCACCUUGGACUACUUCGUCUCGAAGAAAGCGGAAAACUUCUACAACAAUUGCACACAAACAGACGCGAACGUCGUGCAGGUUGAAAAUGAGGCAGGCUGCAGCGGCGAUGUGACCAAACGCGCCAGCUUAAAUACCGCUUUCAACACAGGCGGCGACGGCGUUGCGAAUACGAAUGCCAAUGCCAAUAGCUGCACCAGCUCAACCUCCACACAAACAAUCGAAACGAAGAACACACGCGAUCACAGCACAAAUACAAUUGGCACCUCCAGCGCUGUUCAUUCGGCUAGUUCCAGCACCAGUAGCACCGCCAAUUCAACGCCCAACACCUCACGGCCGAAUUCGAAGCAAAGCGGCAUACGCAAACCGCUAGUCACUGCAAUGGGCACGCUGAGCUCAGCCUUGGCCUCGAAACUGCCCGUCUCACAUUCGGACUUGUCAAUUUCCGCGCAUCAUGCGCAUGUAACGGCAAAGGAGGACGCACACUUGCUGGCCACCAUACGAGGCAUGCGCGUCGAUUUGGCGAUCAAGGACAAGGCAAUGCAGCGACUAACGCGUGAAUUAGAAGAGUGUAAGAAGACGAUAAAGAAACUGCAACGUGAGAAAGACGCACUUAAAUCGGAUAAGUCGCAGUGGAACAGCUAUACUUGCCUAGGCAUGUCACGACGCAGCUACGAUUCACAGCAUUAUAGCCAAGCGCAUAGCGAACAAAUGCCAGCCACCACGGAGAGUCAAGCGUUGCGGGAAGCGCAAAAUAAGCUUAAGCUACUUGAAUCGGACUAUAAAGUGCUACAUGAUAAGCGUUUAAGCGAUUUGAAAACGCUACAAAGUGCCCAUGAACGUGAGUUGGCCUCGUGUCAUGAAACGGUGCGUGUCUUGCAGCAGCGCCUAAAUGAACGCGACGAAGCGUUUGCCACACAAAAGCGCCGCAAAUUGCCAGUCGACUACUAUGCGUUGAAAGCUAAGGUCUCUUCGUUAGAGCGACGCCAUUCAGAGCGCGAGGAACGUUUGCGGAUGCUGGUAGAUGCGCUGAGCAAAGGACGUCUAACUGGCGCCAUUGAAGAUCUGCUUGGUGACAACAAUAAUCAACGUAGUACCUAAAAGUGCGCUUGAAUGAAAAUCACGGUACAAAAGAAGAAAUCAAAAUGUAAUCAUCAAUUAGCCUGGUUGUGGCUUCGAGCUGAUCUCCCAACAAAAGCACCCUUUAUAUGUAUGUAUGAUGAUAACAUUGCUAGCAUAGCAAGUAGCUAAUAAAGUGAAAGCACAAACGCGCAGUAUUAAAUACCAGUGCCCGCCCAUAUACAGAGUUGCCCCCACACAACGCCCAUUUCCAAAGUACAACUUUUAGUUUUAGUUGUAAUAUUUUAAAAACUAAUUUAAGUCUUUGACUGGUUUUAUGCCCCGUGGCGCUUUUUUUAAAUUAAACCUGUUUUAAUAUAUUGAAAAGCGCAGCAAUAAGUUUCCAUCCAAUUGCAUAAGAAUAUAUAACGAAUAAAAAGAAAUAGAGUUAAAGCUCAAACGACAAGAAUUUUAAAUUAUAAAUUUAAUUUAAGUAGUUAAGAGUUGUGAACAGAAAUUGCAAAUUGUCCAAGAAAUUAUUUUGCAAAAUAAACAUCAAUUAAAAAAUUGUCCAUAAAGCGCUUGAAAGCAAAACCAAAUUUGACUGAAUUUAUACACAUUCCAAAAUGUGUUUAGAGUGAAGUAGGGUACGACGGAUUUUAAUUAUAUAGAUGUAUGUACAUCUGUACUAGAUAAGAUGUGUGUGUAAGUAGUUAUAAAAUGAAGAAAUGUACAAUAUUUGGAUAACGUGUAAGAAAUUCAUUAAUUAACAUCACAAUCUUUCGAUAAGGCAUUACAAACUUUGCACUAACCCUAUUUUCUUGCUAGAGAUAUGCUUAUCAUAUAAAAA
Messenger RNA from Rhagoletis zephyria (snowberry fruit fly), 4738 nucleotides. RefSeq names its product serine-rich adhesin for platelets. Lineage: Eukaryota; Metazoa; Arthropoda; Insecta; Diptera; Tephritidae. Gene Ontology annotation, biological process: cilium assembly. The record is from RefSeq and is a predicted model, not a curated record. Gene Ontology annotation, cellular component: centriole; axonemal microtubule.